GAGCCCACGUGUACUUGUUUACAUACCCCACCACUUCUGUACCCCAUGCUACCAGCGCGAAGAUUGGACGUCGACCGAUCUGAUACCGUUUCAGUUUGAGAGACUUUGUCGGGCCGGGCUGUUCAGAGUUUCUUUGGCAUUUAUAUUAGCUACUCAUUUAUAACUAUGGCAUAUUCUGUACCCAAGCAAGGAGUCUGGAAGAUGGCAUCUCGUGGAGGACCAGAAGGUGAAAAUACAAACAUCUUUCGUUUGAUGUCAUGGAACAUUGACGGACUCGAUGAGAGGAACACGGAAGAGAGAACAGGGGCAGCAUGUGAUACCAUUAUGAAGUUAGCUCCAGACGUGGUCUUUCUCCAAGAGGUGGUACCCACAACACACACUCUCCUCAAGGCAAGGCUGUCUUCCAAGUAUACCAUCCAUGCGGCCAAUUCCAUUGGAUACUACACCUGCACGCUGGUGAAGAAUUCUUCAGAGUCCUGCAUCACAACGAGCUUGGUCCAACCUUUCUCGAACACCAAGAUGGGCAGGAACCUGCUCAUUGUCAAUGCAAGUUAUAAGAACAUGUACCUGUCACUCAUGAACACCCAUCUGGAGAGCACUGGGCCAGCGGCGGCUGAGCGCCUGCUGCAGUUCCAGCAGGCUUUAGGAGAGAUGCAGAUUCAAGACCCGGAUAGAGUUGUCUUCUUUGGAGGGGAUACCAAUCUUCGAGAUAAAGAGGUUGCAAGCAUGCGUGGCCUACCCCAGGGAAUCGUAGACCAAUGGGAAGCUUGCGGAGCCGACAAAAAGACAAAGUUCACCUGGGACACCACAACCAAUGACAAUCUGGACUGGCAAUCGGGAAGCUUCAAACCGAAACUCCGCUUUGAUCGCCUCUUCCAACGACCCGCAGCAGGACACGCUACAAACUUGAGCAUAAGUUCCUUCAAGCUUAUCGGCAAGGAGAGAUUGCCAGGCUGUCAACGGUUCCCGAGCGACCACUAUGGGAUAGUGUGUGACUUCGAUAUUUUGCCGGGAGAAGUGUGAUCGUUGGUGAUGUUUGGUCAAUCAAUUGGUCAGUCAUUUGGCCUACAAAUGCAUAUCAUUGCGGACGUUUGUUCGAUCAAUUGGUCAGUCACUUGGCCUACAAAUGCGAAUCAUUGCGGACGUUUGUUCGAUCAAUUGGUCAGUCACUUGGCCUAAAAAUGCAAAUCAUUGCAGAUGUUUGCUCAAUCAAUUGGUCAGUCACUUGGUCACUGGGACUACAACAAUCUGCCUGGAGAAAUCUUUGAUGAUAUCAUUCCUAAACAUGGCUCUAUGCAGGAUGAUACUGUUAAUCUCUUUAAGUCUUACCUUUGGGUCUAUUAAGAUAGACUGGACUAAACAUGAUCAUGGUCCAACUUACUUUAUAAAGGUGAUUGAUGCUAAUUUUCAGAUCUUCAAAGUAAUGAGCCUUCCACAAUUCAUGCAAUUCAUGAAUUUUUUUGUGGGCUUUGUGGCAGGAAUUUUUGAUUUUGAUACCCAAAGCUAAUGUUUUAGAUGCACUUAAUUCUGAACCAACGCUGUAUUGGUCCAUAUCAGUCGUUCUCUCAAGAAGUGCACCUUAGUGAAUUGUGAUAUGUUUUUGUUAAGACCUUGUUAUCCAUAUUUGAAGGAACCUUGCAAGUAUUUGAAGGAAUGACACUCCUUUCUUAGCCAACGAUCUUAAAGCUUUCAGUACUAAUUUUCUCUUCCAUACUUUUUGCCUCUUUGCACGACAGGUGAAUCUUAUGGUAUAAAUUUCACUCACAUAUUUUGCUCCAAAUUUGCAUUUGUAAACAAAUGAUUUGAGAUGUUUUAGCUAAGAUCUAGGCACCUACAUUGUAUGUUUAUUUUCUUCUCGACUCAAAUCUGAGAUAUUUAUUAAUGAAAAUGUUUUAUAUACAGGUACCUGUCACUCAUUUAGAUUGGUAUUUGUAUCAUCUGCAAAAUUGUUUUUACUACCCUUUAGAAAGUAACUUUUUGAUCAAAGUAAUGUACAAUAUUGUACCAACUAUGAAGGAAAGAGCAGCUGAGACACAAUUUAAUAUCAUAGGAACUCUACCAAAUGUCUUGUUUUUGCCAAGAAUGUUCAAGUGAAUCAAAGAUUGAACGAUAAAACAGGGUGGCAUAACAAAAA
Molecule: messenger RNA, 2134 nt
Organism: Strongylocentrotus purpuratus (purple sea urchin)
Lineage: Eukaryota; Metazoa; Echinodermata; Echinoidea; Camarodonta; Strongylocentrotidae
Gene: tdp2
Product: tyrosyl-DNA phosphodiesterase 2
Exons: 5
Coding region: 166-1023 (285 amino acids)
Biological process (GO): double-strand break repair
Cellular component (GO): cytoplasm; PML body
Molecular function (GO): 5'-tyrosyl-DNA phosphodiesterase activity; single-stranded DNA binding
Source: RefSeq, a predicted model, not a curated record